Molecule: messenger RNA, 954 nt
Organism: Coffea arabica (coffee)
Lineage: Eukaryota; Viridiplantae; Streptophyta; Magnoliopsida; Gentianales; Rubiaceae
Source: RefSeq, a predicted model, not a curated record
AUGUCGCGCAACUUGAAUGAAGUUUCAAUGAUUGAAAAACACGAGCAAUGGAUGGCUCAGUGUGGACGCGUUUACAAGGAGGAGAACCAACAUGGAGAGGCCAACAGGUACAAAAUUUUCAAGGAAAAUGUGGAAUAUAUCGAGUCAUUCAACAAGGAAGGAACUAAGUCUUACAAGCUUGGCAUUAACCAAUUUGCUGAUUUGACCAAUGAGGAGUUUCGAACAACUAGCAACAAGUACAAGCAGUGGAGGGAAUGUAAAGGAACCUUGUUCAGGUAUGAAAAUGUUAGUGCAGUUCCAGCUUCCAUGGACUGGAGAAAGAAGGGUGCAGUCACAGGGAUUAAGGACCAAGGCCAAUGUGGUUGUUGCUGGGCAUUUUCAGCAGUCGCAGCCAUGGAAGGAAUUCACCAGCUUAAAACUGGCAAGUUGAUCUCCUUGUCUGAGCAAGAGCUUGUGGAUUGUGACACUGCUGGUGAAGAUCAAGGCUGCAAUGGAGGUCUCAUGGAUGAUGCAUUUACCUUCAUAAUCAACAACAAAGGUCUUACUACUGAAGCCAAUUAUCCAUAUCAAGCAGUUGAUGGAACUUGCAAUACAAACAAAGAAGCUAAGCCUGCUGCCAAAAUCACUGGAUAUGAAGAUGUCCCUGCAAACAAUGAGGCUGCACUUUUGAAGGCUGUGGCCAAUCAACCUGUUUCAGUUGCCAUUGAUGCUAGUGGCAAUGACUUCCAAUUCUAUUCAAGCGGCGUUUUCACUGGUGAUUGUGGGACUGAAUUUGACCAUGGUGUGACAGCCGUCGGGUAUGGUACAAGCUCUGAUGGAACCAAAUAUUGGUUGGUUAAGAAUUCUUGGGGAACUAGCUGGGGUGAGAAUGGAUACAUCCUGAUGCAAAGAGAUAUUGAAGCUAAAGAAGGCCUCUGUGGCAUUGCGAUGCAAGCUUCUUACCCUACUUCUUAA